CUUGUCACGGUGCGGACGCGCGCUGCCGUACAGCGGUGCACCCACAGAGGGACACAGUUACUAGCCAGCCGCGCCGCAACUGGACAGUCAGCCACGGCGGAUCGCACCGGCAGUGAGUGAGAGGCGAACGCGACGCGACAGGCAGAGUGCAGCGUGCUGGAGCAGUCGCAACAGCAGCAGUCUCCACAGCCGCCGUCUCCGCCCCCACGAGCGUCUCCGCCCCCGGCGCCUACGCCGCCGCCGCCGCCCCCGGAGCCGACUUCGCCGUCGCCGCCAGGUGGGUGGUGAGCCGCCUUGCCGCCGGUUCGCGGCGGCGCGACCUGCCCCGACAGUGAAAGUGCUGUGACAGAAACACCACCCCUCAGACCUCCCAGCCCAGCCAGAAACACACAAACGUAGCCGUUGCGGCCUAUGCCGGUUCUGUCCUAUGUCGGAUAACGCUACCACGUACUGUUCCGUGCGACAGUGCCCGGGGUGUGGGGGGAUAUCUCGGUCAGGAUGAUGCUCGGAAGACAUGCGAACGACAACGUGCUCCCACCACAGCAAAUGCUACGACAGCAACAACAACAGUCAGCAAGGUGUCCACGACAUCAACGCUGCAGCGUUCUUUAGUCCCGAGCUCGGCAGCAGCAAGGAGCCGAGCGCAGCCGCCGCCGCCGCCGCCGCCGCCGCCGCCUCCUCCGCGGACCUCGCUCUGAGUCGCGUGCCGCUGGGCUCCACGCCUCUCUCCGUCGCCUCAAGUAUGCUGCUUCUGCAGACGCAGGCCCCGUUCGGAUCGAGCAGCUUCGCGGACCUGCUGUCCGCGCCCUACUCGGAGGAGACCGGCGCGCUUUCCGAGGACAUCGACCCGUUCCCGGACGUGGUCUUCCAGACCGCCCCCGAGCCGCCAGCGCCCGCCCCCGCGCCCGCCCCCGCGCCGGCGCCGCUGCCCAGCUUCCAGGAGACGUACUCUCCGCGCUACCCGCACCAGGCCGCCGCCGCCGCCGGGCCCUACAAGAUGGACGACGACUGCUACAACGUGGCGCCGCCCUACAACCACCACCAGCACCAGCCGCACCACCACCACCACCAGGUGGCGGGCGCGUCGCCGUACGAGUUCGCGCCGUCGCCGCACCCGCAGCACGCGCCCUUCGCGCCCUACUUCCCGCCGGCGGGCGCGCCGCCGCCGCCGCAGCAGCCGCCGCAGCCCAGCCCCGGGGCCGCCGCCGCCGCCGCCGGCUUCGACCCCCUCGUCUGCCACGAGUCCUACUCCCUGCCGCACUUCCCCAGCGAGCUGCACGUCGCCGCCACCGCGCUCAGCCCGCGCCAGCGGAGGGCCUCGCUGCCCCUGCAGCGCUCAGAGUCCACCACCAGCAGCAGCAGCGAGUCGCCGAAGCUGCGCGUGCUCACUGCCGCGGGCCCGCCGCCCUCCGCUUCGUCGUCCGCCUCCAGCUCGCCCGGCGCCGGGCCGGGCUCGGCCGCGCCGCCCAGCCCGUCCCAGCUGUGCGCCGUCUGCGGCGACACGGCCGCCUGCCAGCAUUACGGCGUGCGCACCUGCGAGGGCUGCAAGGGCUUCUUCAAGCGCACCGUGCAGAAGGGCUCCAAGUACGUCUGCCUCGCCGACAAGGCGUGCCCCGUGGACAAGCGGCGGCGCAACCGCUGCCAGUUCUGCCGCUUCCAGAAGUGCCUCGCCGUCGGCAUGGUGAAGGAGGUGGUGCGCACCGACUCGCUCAAGGGCCGGCGCGGCCGCCUGCCGUCCAAGCCCAAGUCGCCGCAGGAGUCGCCGCCGUCGCCGCCCGUCUCGCUCAUCACGGCGCUGGUGCGCGCGCACGUCGACACGUCGCCCGACCUCGCCAGCCUCGACUACUCGCAGUACCGUGAACCGUCGCCGACGGAACCAGUGAUCAGCGAGGCAGAGAAGGUGCAGCAGUUCUACAACCUAUUGACGACGUCCGUCGACGUGAUACGCGCCUUCGCAGAUAAAAUCCCCGGCUUCACGGACCUGUGCCGCGAGGACCAGGAACUGCUCUUCCAGUCCGCUUCCUUAGAGCUCUUCGUUCUACGGCUAGCACACAGAACACGGCCAGAUGACACGAAGCUGACUUUUUGCAAUGGAGUUGUGCUUGACAAGCAACAAUGCCAGCGAAGUUUCGGCGACUGGCUGCAUGCAAUUAUGGAGUUCUGUCAGUCCUUACAUGCUAUGGAUAUUGACAUCUCUGCUUUUGCUUGCCUUUGUGCACUCACUUUGGUCACAGAACGGCAUGGUCUGAAAGAACCACAUAAAGUAGAGCAACUGCAAAUGAAGAUUAUAAGCUCACUCAGGGACCAUGUCACAUACAAUGCUGAAGCUCAACGCAAGCCACAUUACUUCUCCCGCUUGCUUGGGAAACUUCCUGAGCUUCGAUCACUGAGUGUACAGGGGCUCCAGAGGAUUUUCUAUCUGAAGCUGGAAGAUCUUGUUCCUGCUCCACCACUGAUUGAAAAUAUGUUUGUGGCAAGCCUGCCAUUUUGAACUGAAUAGUGACAUUUUAUUGCAUCUCAAAUGUUGUCAGAACUCAGCACUGCUUCUAGCAACAAACCUAUUGUGUUGUCUAAAGCAAGUGUAUUAUGUGAAAGAAUUUGCUUGGAGAUUCCAUGCAAGAGAAAUGCUGUACAAUUUGAGCACCUGCCUUCAUGUUGCUCAUGAGUUCAGAGUGGCACAUUCAUGUUCUUUUCUUGUUCUGGAUGUGAAUAUUUUGUGUGAUACAUAGAUAACAAAGGAAUCUCCAGUUACAUUAUAGAUUCUGUGGCAAUCCAGCUGGUCUGGUGCAUAUGGAUUUCAUUUUUGCCUCCAGCUAAGAUUCUUACAAAGUGAAACAAUCUGCAGCAACAAUUAUCUGUACAUACACACAUACAAACACACACGUGUGUGUGUGUGUGUGUGUCUUAUUGCAUUCACAUGUACAUGUGUUUGCACUCACGCAUAAAAGGAUAUAAUCAUGUAUGCAUAGGUCAUGUGUUAAUACAAGAACAUGUUUGCCAAUUUGUGUUGACUGUGUGCGAGUGCACAUGUAUGAGCAACCUGUGUGUGUGUGUGUGUGUGUGUGUGUGUGUGUGUGUGUGUGUGUGUGUGUGUGUGUGUGUGCGUGCGUGCGUGCAUACAUGAUCAGUGUACAGGAAAUUAUGAAUAGAUGCUGCUGAUGAGACUGAAAGAAGAGUAGAUUAGCAUGAACAGGAGCUGAUAUAUGAUAUGAGAGGGAAAGAAAUGACGGUUUUGGUUCUGUCAGAAGAAUCAAAGUAUCUGUGUUUGUAAAUAUAUGUGUGCAGAUUUUUAGCAUUUUGUGUAAUGGAAGAUGUUUAUGCCUUCUGCCACACAUCAUAAGAUAUGUGUGCAUCUUUCUUACAGUGUUUGAAGAAUUGUGAUUAAGAGAACAUUGUUCUGCCUCAUAUACAUGAUGCCAUGUGCAGCUACUGCGCUAACUUUGUGGACAGUAAAAAACUCUUUUGUUAGUGGACUGUGAUGAAAACUGUUUCAUUCAUCUUGUGAAUGUGACGUCCUGAGUACCUUUGAUGAGACAGUACUGCAUUGUGAUAUGAUCUGAAAUGAUAUGAUGUUAAACCUUUUAGUAUGUCAACAACACAAAUUUUAACAUUCUAAAUAUAUUUAAACGAGUAAGAGUAUAAUAUUUGUGCACAUACUAUCGACGAGUUGGACUUCACGCACAAUGUAAAUGUUUUGUGAAAAUGCAAUAUUUUUGUUUGUGAUUGAAUUUACAUUUAUUGAAAAUGGAAGUUACCUAGUUAUGCCAGAAAUUACUAUUACUACCACUACCACCAUUAUUAUUAUUACCAUUAUUAUUAUUACUGUUAUUAUUAGUAUCACCAUUAUUUUUGUAUUAAUGUUAUUAUCAUUAUUAUUAUUGUCAUCAUCAUCCUCAUCUCAGACUGAAGUCACAUGACGAGUUGUUUCCCGUUGACUAUUACAUUUCAGAAAUGCUCGAAAGGGACAGAAAAUAAUAUCAUUUUCAACAUAAUGUUUUCUUUCAAAGUUUAAUGAACUGCCCAGUGAGUGUGGAAUAGACAAUAUCUUCAACCAUACCCUAAGAUUAAUAGUGCAUUUCAUUUUCACGUUUUUUCAUCAAACAGCCCAUGAAAGAGGGGCAUAAAAUAACAUUCAUGGCAUUGCAUUACUGAAUAUGAAUGUUAAUGUCUUACUUUCAUAUUUUUGUGUACAAUACUGAUCCCAGAUGAUCCAUAUUACCUUCAAUUAUAAAGUUUAAUCUCUUUCAAACACUUUUUUAUGAUGUUUCUUGAAUGUUACAUAUCAUUAAUAUUACUUCACAUUAUCAUAAAUUCACUGGAUGCUAUAAGUGUAUUUAAGACAUAUUACUGUAAUUGUUAUCUGUCAUUCAUAACAAGAUGUUUAAUAACAUGUAUAUUCUGUGGACUUACUAAUAGAUGUCUUAAAUUAUUUUACAUGGCCAUAUAGGAUAAAUACACACUCUAUUCUCAUAUAUGAUAUAUUUUGAGGUACAAAGCAUUAAAUGAAUGUAUUUUCAGAAACAAAUCACGGUAUCAGAGCAGACAGUCUGUUAUUUCAUGACAGCACCACUAUGUAAUCAGAAUUGCCCGUUGCAAUCCUAGUGCAUUUAUAUCAGAAUUAUUGUUUACAUGUUGGAUUCAUAAGAAAGGAAGUUUCAGUAAGUCCAUUGUUUUUUCGUUGGCUGAAACAAUUAUAUGGCACUUGACUGAUAUCAUUUAGUUCAAGAAAUGCACUUUUUUCAAAAUUUAAAUUUUUUCUUUGGAAUUUCAGUUUGUCAUGAAACUGCAGACUAGUUGAGGUGGAACUAUAACAAGUGUGAUUAUGCUGUGCCGUAGUGUUGUUGAGUGCUACGCUCGUGAGAGUGAGAGUUUCAAAGUAUUAACAGAUUUUCCAUAUUUUCAUCACACAAUAUAUACCGAAAACUGUUAAAAUGAAAGUGAAGCUUCAGAGGUUAUUGGAUCUUUUGUACUGCCUUGGAGAAAUACUGCCUUUCAAGAGUUCACUGUUAUAUCUAGACGUAGUGUAUGGUACAGUAACUAUAUGCUUCUGCAGAAGAUUUGAUGUCUUUUGAAGCUGUUUUCUUUUUAUCACUUUUGUAGAGGAUCCUUUCUUCUGUUAUAGUUCUUGCCAAAACAAUGAAGUACUUGGUUUUAAAGUAGGCAUUUUCCCAGACCUGUAAUAUUUAAAUCACAUUGCAUUUCUGUAUGAUCUAACCUUAAUUAUAAGGGCUGAUACAAUUAUUUAUAGUAGCUGUAAUAAAUGUAUAUGUGAAUGUGCUGUUAGUCAAAGAAUAUGAUCCAUAAAAGCAGAGAAACGUUUUGAUAAGAUGUCUUUCUCCAUAGUGCUGCAUCGAAUGAGAUAGUCAGUAAAACAAGUUACCAUAAUUUAAAUUAACAGCAAUACAUUGUAAUUAUUAUUAUCAUUAUUAUUAUUUGCAGUGUUUAUGUUAUAAAUAUAUCUCUGAAUGAAAUGGAUGUUUUCUUUCCAAGUGCACUUUAUUAUACAAACUUCAAUUACAUUUUUGCUGUUAUUUGAUUGUAUACAAAGCUUCCGUAAAGCAAUACAUUUCAGAUGUGUAAUGAGUGUUACUGAUCUAAAUAUGACACAUAUCAUUCACUUUAAGCAUGUGUAAAUAUUAUAUUUUUGUGACUUCUUGAACCUUAUAUAUAAAUCUUGAUGAGACAGAAACAUUGUCAUAAUGUUUGUUUACAGAAAUUUCAUACUGCAUUAAACAAAUUGUUUUAUAUCUUGCAUUUUCUACACAUCUGGAGAGAAGCCCAAGCUUUAUCAGCAGCAGUAAGGAACUACACACUACUCUUAGUCCCUGUUGCAUAGUUAAAUGGUAGCUGUGUGCUUUUGUGAUAUCUCUACACAGUGCAUUGUGUGUCUGAUGCAAGUGAAUAUGAUACCAAAGAUAUAUACAUAUGAAUAUGUAACAGAUUAUUUUUAUUGAUUCAAUGUAACAGCGAUUAUCGCUGUUUAUUUUUAGUUAAACAUUGAAGCAAAAGUAUUUUUAGUUAAAAUAUGUCUUAUUUGUGGGUGCUGUGAUGCCAUUUGCUCCAAAGGAAUCCACCAACAUCCACUUGCCAUAACAAUGUGUUAAUGACGUGAUUUGAAAAUCUCUUUUAUCAAACAAUUUUAAUUCUAAUACUUAAUGUUAAAAUAUAUGAUAUUACAUGUGAGAGCCAACACUUUAAUUAAUGGAAAGUGUUCUUCCAGACACAGAUUAC
Molecule: messenger RNA, 6231 nt
Organism: Schistocerca nitens (vagrant locust)
Lineage: Eukaryota; Metazoa; Arthropoda; Insecta; Orthoptera; Acrididae
Gene: Hr38
Product: probable nuclear hormone receptor HR38
Exons: 9
Coding region: 515-2491 (658 amino acids)
Biological process (GO): regulation of transcription by RNA polymerase II; cellular response to corticotropin-releasing hormone stimulus
Cellular component (GO): transcription regulator complex; nucleus
Molecular function (GO): RNA polymerase II cis-regulatory region sequence-specific DNA binding; zinc ion binding; nuclear glucocorticoid receptor binding
Source: RefSeq, a predicted model, not a curated record